AUGAAUCCUCUAGGAUGGAUGUACGAGACAACGUUAGUCACCAUGCACAAACCUCCUUUCAUUACAAGGGAAGAUCAUGCUUAUCACAUUCAGUGCUUCUACGAGGAAAAAGACGAAACGUUGAGUAAUGACCUAAGCGUAGACGACCUUGAGGUUGAUUCAAUCGAGAACGUCGCCGAACCCCCCGAUUGUGCGUACUACCUCAGGAACGAAACGCCGAACGGCCCGCCCAUGAAAUAUGCGAGAAUCGGACAAGGUGCGUUCCACGUGUGGGAGUGUGAAACUGAUAGUGAAAGUCAGGGAUUGUAUACGAUGAAGGUGCAUAGCUGCUAUGUGAAGUCUGACACUCAGGAUAAGCACAUGAUAAUCGACGAAAAUGGGUGA
This is a messenger RNA of Soboliphyme baturini, 384 nucleotides long. The record is from the annotation of a GenBank genome assembly. Lineage: Eukaryota; Metazoa; Nematoda; Enoplea; Dioctophymatida; Soboliphymatidae.